AUGCCAUCCUACAAGCUUCGUUUCUCUCGCUCUAGCAAAUUGUUCCUGACAUGCUUAGCACUGACGAUCUUCUGUACCUUCUCAAAUGCCAAAUUCUACGACGACCAUUUCAAAUCUCUCUCCCACGACCACUCAUGGACUCGCAUGGACCGUGACGUUCCUCUGGAUUUCGCCUCUUCCGAACACUCGCCAUCCUCCGCUCGUUUCUCCGAAAGGCAACACCCUGUAUACGACUCCUCCGAGUCCUUCGACAAGCCUAAAGAAUGGUACUCAACAUCCUCCACCAAAAAACUCCCCAUGGAGGACAAGAAUUUCAAGAAAGUAAUAUCUCCGUUCUACACCAUCACCGACAAAGACUCUCAGAAGUACAAGGACAUGGUGAUGAAGUCUGGCGUUCCUUUCUGCCAGGAGAUCAAAACGAAACGAUCCGAGAAAGACGCUAAAGACAGCUUGACCUGUUACAAAUGUAAAAAUCCGAAGAACGGAGCCACUUACGAACAAUGCUCCUACGUUUCUCAACCGUUCACCGAUUACAGCAACGUCGACGAGGCAAUUACGAAGCCAUCAGGCUUCAGAAACAGGAGAUCCAAUUCAGAAGACUCGUCUUCGAAGUACAGAAAAUACGACAAUCCAUACAGAUUCAACGAGAAGAUCUUCUCAGACGCGACAGAGGACGUUCCGUCUGAAUACAAGAACAAAAACGAGAAAUGUGAGAAAGUAGUCAAAGAUUCCAUGGUAUGCAUGGUCUGUAGAGACAUGAAAAGCAACGCCAAGUACGAGCAAUGUUCGUACGUUCAUCAACCAACUGAGAAGAAGUACGCAUACACUAAGUCCAGCUCAUUUAAGAAUCCUGAGAAAGAAAAAGAGGAGGAAGAGGAUACCAAGAGAUCUGGUAGAGAAUAUUCAGAGAGCAAGCCAGUUAGAGAAUAUUCUCAUCCUAGUAAGGAGGAGAAUACAGAAAGAGAUUCUCGCGAGGAGUCUAAGGAUGCUUCUAGUAAUUGCAAAAAGGUAGAAAAGGAUUCGCAGAUUUGUACAGUUUGCAAGGACCCCAAAACAGGUGGAAACUAUGAGAAGUGCUCGUACACCUAUCAGCCAGACGAUAAAGUCUACAAGUAUAGUAGAUCCAAGAGCUUUGGUUACCCUAAAGGCUCUUCUUCCAAGGAAGACUCUAGUUACGAAGGAGAUAAAUCGCCAGAAAAAUCUAAGAGCGAGCCUGAUGACUACACCAAGGACUAUACCAUCCCCGAGAGCUACUACGAGAAGUAUAAGUCUUCUCCAUCCAGUUCUUACUUCAAGGACGAAGAACCCAGGUCCAGCUAUAGUCGAGCAGCCUCUGAAGACUCUAAAUCGGUGUCCGACGACGAUGAAUCCGUGUCAGACUACGAGAAAUCCAAGUCACAGUCUCAGAGAAUCGCUGAAAAGAUUGAGCCAGGUAACUGCAAGGAGGUCCAGAAGGAUUCGAUGACUUGCAGAGUCUGUAAGGACCCGAAAACUGGAAGCAACUCUGAACAGUGUUCUUACAAGUACGAACCAAGUGACAAGAGCUACUCUUACAGCAAAUCUAAGUCAUUUGGAAGUCCCACUGACACUGAAGACAAGUCUUACGGAGAAUCUGAAAAGAAAGAGACUAGAGAACCUGCUUACAAGAGCCAUAGCUAUGAUUAUUCUACUGAGAAGAGUCCUUACGUUACCGACAGCGACAACAGAAGAGAAUUCUCAACUUCUGCUGACUCGAAAGCUGAGGUGAAAGAAGAAUCGCCUAAGUCCACUCCGAAGAAGGUCGACGUGGACUUCUACGACGCUUUCAAGAAGAAAGCAGAGAUCCAGAAGGUCCUGCAGGAGUUCCAGAAAGAAGAUCGAUCCAAUUGUAAGAAAAUGAUGCGUGACAAGAUGACCUGUUACCAAUGUCUGGAUGAAAAAGGCUUCCAGAAGGAGGAGUGUGCGUUUGUAACUUCUGAAGAACCUGCUGAAGAUAAGAUUGAUUACAGAGAAGUGAAAGAGUAUCAGGGAGAGCCUAGUAAAAAAGUUCCCAGGUCAGUUAUCAUCGAGGAUCGUUUCGACGAUUAGAAACCAAACGCGAAGAGCUCUGAGGAAGCUGAAGGAUCCAAGGAAGUGGAACCUUACGAAUACGUAGCUGAGACUAGACCUGUGUUUGACAAGAUUCUUGGAUUCACGCUUCCUGCGUACAUGCUGAGCACUUCAGAGCACGAAGAGGAGUUCGAUAAGAUUGCAUCUAGCAGAAGACUCUAA
Habropoda laboriosa is the source of this 2250-nucleotide messenger RNA. Its product is annotated as DNA ligase 1. The record is from RefSeq and is a predicted model, not a curated record. NCBI's taxonomy places the organism in Eukaryota, Metazoa, Arthropoda, Insecta, Hymenoptera, Apidae.